AUGAUGAGUGUUUACGUUUUAACUUUCAUAUUUGGACUCGUGACACUAGCUCUACUUAAGAUCAUUUACCCACCAUGGAACUUUCCUAAAAAUAUUCCUACUAUUCCAUUCUAUGUUACUUUUUUAACCACACUUUGGGAUUUUGACCAAGAAGACAUCUUCAAUCUCUACCUCCGUGAACCGUUGGAGAAAUAUGGAGCCGUGAAACUUUAUUUUGGCUCACGUUGGAAUGUCGUAGUGUCAAGGCCCGAAUUGCUUGCCCAGAUGUUUAAAGACGAGGAUACUUUCGCUAAGAGCGGUAAUCACAUAAAAAUACCAUAUGGAGUCAUUUCAGCUUAUACUGGUGAGAAUGUCAUAUCGGCCCAUGGGGCCAUUUGGAAAAUAUUUCGGCGAACAAUAACCCCGGGCCUUCAGAUCUUUGAUCACCGGCCAAUGGUCGAGCAUGCUGACUUGUUCUGUUCCCUUAUUUCUAAGCAAUUGGCAAAAAAUGUCACAUUGUGCCCUAAAAGGACGCUUUCGCACCCACUUGCAACAAGCGAUUUUGAAAGUCAGAGUACAUCAGGUGAAGUAGUCAUGCCUGAACUAAUUCAACGACUGAGCCUCGCAAAUAUCUCCAAAGUAGCCCUUGGGCUUGAUAUCGGUACCCUCACAAGGGAUAAUUCGGACCUUCACGAACAGCUAAAAAAUGUAAAGAGCAACAUUUUCAAAGCACUGUACUUGAACUUUCCGAUGCUAGAUCUUUUGCCAAUUCCGUCACGUAGGCGUGCAAGGAAAUAUGUGGAAGAUUUUAGAAGAAGCCUCAUGAAAUCAGUGAAAGCGAAUCUGGUCAACAACUAUACUUUUGAGCAAACAUCAUUUGCUUCGUCCGACCUAAUUCGUAGUUUCAACCGUGAAGAGAUAUCUGAAAAGCAGCUUAUUGAUAACAUUGUAAUUAUCAUGGUGGCUGGCCAUGAAAACCCACAGCUCUUGCUUACAAGUUGCUUUUACAUGCUUGCCAAGCAUAAAUCCUGGCAAAGAAAGAUCAGGGAAGAGGUCAGAGAUUGUAAUGUAGACAAGCUCGGCGAGCUUCCUCUUCUCAACAGUUUUAUCUUUGAGUGUAUCAGACUCUAUCCUCCGCUGUCCCAACUCAUAAAUCGCUGCACUACAAGGAAGUGUGUUCUGGGCACUGACAUAGUCUUACCUAAAGGAGCCUACGUGGGAUACAAUGUGAUGUCAACAGGAAGGUAUAAAUCUGGAUGGGGAGAAAGCGCUGAUAAUUUUAUGCCCGAACGAUGGGGAGCCAGUAUUGACAAGAUUAUGAACGAGUGGAGACAUAGAAAGAAUACUUGCAAUAUGGGGGCAUUUCACGGAGGACGUCGGGCCUGUCUUGGGGAAAAACUUGCUUUGCUAGAAGUACGUAUUACCAUGGCCACUGUUCUUCGAAGUUUUGAGUGGACUCUAGCCCCUGAUUGGGCUGACAGGGUUACAUCUGCCGGGCCUCUGUGUCCCUUAGGGCUGAAAUUGAUAUUUAGCGAAUUAUGCACAUCUGAAUAA
Molecule: messenger RNA, 1533 nt
Organism: Lachancea dasiensis
Lineage: Eukaryota; Fungi; Ascomycota; Saccharomycetes; Saccharomycetales; Saccharomycetaceae
Source: the annotation of a GenBank genome assembly